Ectocarpus siliculosus is the source of this 1095-nucleotide messenger RNA. The record is from the annotation of a GenBank genome assembly. NCBI's taxonomy places the organism in Eukaryota, Phaeophyceae, Ectocarpales, Ectocarpaceae.
AUGAGGCAACGGCUGGAACAUAUGAAAGGGCGUCAUGAAGAGAUCGUCGAGAGCAUGACGAAGGGAGAGGUUCCGGUGCGAGAGAUGGGAAGCGUGGGCAAGGAGCUCGGGCGGCUAGAGGCCGUGCUGGACUUGCAGGCGAAGGUGGAGGAGAAGGCCGCAGAAAUCCAAGACCUCGAGGAGGUGAUGCAAGCGACCAACGCGGGCGGAGCGGAGGCCGACCGAGAGAUGCACGGCAUAGCCAAAGAGGAGCACGCCGACUGCACGGCGGCCUUGGAGAAGCUCAGGCUGGACCUCACGAGUCUGCUCCUGCCCAGAGACGAAGGGGAUUCGAAGAAUGCCCUCCUGGAAGUGAGGAGCGGCAGCGGGGGGGACGAGGCGGCCGCCUUCGCGAAGGAGCUGUUCGAGAUGUACCGGCGUUUCGCCGAGCUGAAGGGCUGGAAGUUCGAGGGGAUGACUUGCAGCUCCAUCGACGCAGGUGGGUACCGAGAAGCUUCAGCGUCCAUUCGUGGGGAAGACGUUUACGGGUCUCUCAAGUUCGAGAACGGCGUGCACAGGGUGCAAAGGGUGCCGUCUAACUCGCCGCGUCUGCACACCAGUGCGGCAUCGGUGGUGGUCAUGAUGGAGGCCGAGGAAAUGGAUCUCAAGCUGGAACAGAGCGACCUCCGCUUCGAGGCUUUUCGGGCGAGCGGGGCCGGUGGGCAGCACGUCAACACCACCGAAAGCGCCGUCCGGAUAACACACGUGCCCACCGGCAUCACGGCGUCCAUACAGGACGAGCGGUCGCAGCACUCCAAUAAGGAAAAGGCCCUCAAGGUGUUAAGAUCAAGAGUGUUCGAGGUGAGGCGGGACGAGAUUGCGAGGAAGGAGGCGGCCGUGAGAGCUUCCGCGGUAGGGUCCGGAGACCGCUCCGAAAGGAUUCGCACGUACAACUUCCCGCAGGACCGCAUCACCGAUCACCGCGCGAACUACUCGCGGCACGGGUGGGAGGCGAUGAUGCGAGGCGAGAUGCUAGGGGAUUUUCUCGAGGCUAUGAGAGACAAGACUCAAUCGGAGCAACUCAAGGCCGCCGGCUUGCAGCAGAAGCAGCAGUAG